This is a messenger RNA of Gloeophyllum trabeum ATCC 11539, 1287 nucleotides long. RefSeq lists its product as uncharacterized. The record is from RefSeq and is a predicted model, not a curated record. Lineage: Eukaryota; Fungi; Basidiomycota; Agaricomycetes; Gloeophyllales; Gloeophyllaceae. The transcript has 2 exons. Bases 213 to 1229 code for a protein of 338 amino acids. Gene Ontology annotation, molecular function: protein binding.
CCGCGCUGCGCCUGUUGGAUUGCGGCGCGAGCCAUGCCACAUUGGAUGCCGCGAAGGCGGCGCUGUCUGCUCUUGCACGAGAGCUUAACUUCGAUUAUACGAGCGAGGACCCGCCUGAGGGCGCCUUACGCGUGCUUGUAGGCAAGAAGGUCAUCAAGGAGGCUUGGGAGAUCGAGGCCGAACGGCGUGCCAAGGCAAGGCGUGGCCGGGGCAUGGUUGAUGAAGAGCCCGACCCCUGGAGCGGGAAAACGGACUCUCAGAAGAAAGAGGUAGCGAAAGAGCCAUGGGAGGUCGCAGCGGAGCAAGGACUGCUGACUGCAGGGGCUCAGCGGAGAGCGCGAGCGGCUGCUGCUCUGAAAGCGCAGAUCACGCCUUCACACCCUAGUAGCACUGUGAAACCUCCUACGCCGGUCUCGCCGCCAGCAAUUUCUCUCUCGAAUCCGCAAUUUUACAACGAGAAAACGCAGACGCUGGCUUUACCGGCGUCGAAGCCUCCCUCGCACGCCCGUGCGUUCUCGCUUGCUAUCCCUUCCCGAGCUGGGGUUUUGGACGCUGUGGAUACAGUCCAGCUAGCACUACCCACACCGAGCCUCCCGCUUGCGCAGAUCGCUGUGGAACCGUUCGCUCAAGCAUUAAGGGUGCUGCACUUGGCGAAUCGGCGAAUGGAUCCCGUUAUUAGGCUACCACCUACGGACGGGAUUUUCCUGCCAUAUCUGGAGGAGUUGAGUCUGGAGGGAUGCGGGUUUGGAGACUCGGUACCGGUUAUUCGCGCGGAUGCGAACGCCGGCUCCGGUUUGCUCACACGGACUUCUGAGUCGCUUCUACCGCUGCUUGCGAAGCUCUUCCCCAGCCUCCAGGACCUUGAUUUGUCGGACAAUGUUCUCACGUCUGAGGCAUUAACAAAGGAGGCCCUGUCGUCCCUCGUUCUAUCUGGCCCUGCUCGCAAGGGCCUCAAGCACCUACGCCUGCGGGGCAACCGUUUGGAGUCUCUGGAUGGCUUUACCGCCAUUGCGGAGCAUUUCAAGGGUAAUAGGGAUUUCCCCGAGUGGAAGCUCGAAGAGCUCGACUUGCGGGAUAAUGCGAUUAGCAAACUACCGCCGGAGUUGGGACUGCUUCCUCUGGACGUAUUUUUGGUCGAUGGGAAUGUUUUCCGAGUUCCUCAGCGCCGUAUCUGGGAGCGAGAAGGUACGAAGGGAUUAUUGAGCUGGUUACGUGGGAGGAUAGAAUAGUUCGUCUCUGCUAAUGGUCUUAAUACGCAGUCAUAAAUAGUAUUUUCGUGGUUAUACC